ACCGUUUACCCCGGUUUAAACCUGUCUGCUUGCCUCCUUCCUUGCAUCUUCGCCUUUCCUCUCAACUGAGGAUUCUGGAGAUAGUUCCGCCGCGGGAGGAAGGACUGCGUCGGCUACCGGCAUUUGUCGGAGCAAGUUCAUAGAGUUGCAGAGAGAACAAUAGAGAGAGAUGGUAACGUCUUCGGUGGUGAACACUUACCCGCUUUCGAGCUACACCUUCGGCACCAAAGAGCCGAAGAUGGAGAAGGAUACCUCCGUUGCUGAUCGCCUUGCUCGAAUGAAAGUCAACUACAUGAAAGAAGGAAUGAGGACAAGCGUUGAAGCAAUUUUACUGGUUCAGGAACAUAAUCAUCCUCACAUUCUUCUCCUCCAAAUAGGUAAUACGUUCUGCAAACUCCCUGGUGGGCGUUUGAAGCCAGGGGAGAAUGAAAUUGAGGGCCUAAAAAGGAAGCUGACCAGCAAGCUUGGAGCUAAUUCACCUGCUCUUGUGCCAGAUUGGCAGAUUGGUGAAUGUGUUGCCAUUUGGUGGAGGCCCAACUUUGAAACCAUCAUGUAUCCAUAUUGUCCUCCCCAUAUAACAAAGCCAAAGGAAUGUAAGAAGCUUUUCUUAGUUCACUUGUCUGAGAGAGAGUACUUUGCAGUACCUAAAAAUUUGAAACUUCUUGCUGUUCCAUUGUUUGAACUCUAUGAUAAUGUUCAGAGAUAUGGACCGGUCAUUUCAACCAUUCCUCAGCAGCUUUCUAGAUUCCAAUUUAACAUGAUUACUACAUGAUUCAGCAUUGAUGUCAAGAUGUUACAUCUUGAAGGUUUUCCUUGGAUGUCAGUUGAUAUAUCUAUUGAGAUAGUGGUGCAAAAGUUAAAGACUUCAAGAGAUGAUAUGCUGAUAUUAUUUGAUGAGUAACUUUAUAGUUGCGUUGGUUUCGUUUGCUAUUACGAUGACUGGCCUUUAACAUUAUAUCCAGUGGACUGCAUAUUGUCACAUACAAUUUUACCGGUGUUUGCUUUGUAUUAGUUUAGGCCCUUGGCUAAUAUACUAACUUUUUUGUAUUUGUACUCUAGUUAGUCUUGAAGCAUGGAUGGGUUGCCUCAGCGUACUGUUGUGAGAAUGGUUAAGCAUGUUGUUGUCGUUGGGGUUUAAUGGUUCAUGAUAUACUGAAUAUGUGAUGUAUUUAUUGGAAGGGCUGCCGAUGUUGCCAAUGUAAUUGUACUCUAGUUAGUCUAGCAACUCAGAUUGGGGCCACGUUUUACUUUUGUAAGAAUGAUCAAGAGUCUCUAGAGGGGGUUUAAUGGGUCAUGAUAUCCUGAAUACGACAUGUUUUGUGCUAGAUUUUAUUGGAGUAGCUGAUGAGUUGCCAAUGUAAUUAAUUGUAUACUAGUUA
Rubroshorea leprosula is the source of this 1379-nucleotide messenger RNA. The record is from the annotation of a GenBank genome assembly. Lineage: Eukaryota; Viridiplantae; Streptophyta; Magnoliopsida; Malvales; Dipterocarpaceae.